This is a messenger RNA of Lolium perenne, 2365 nucleotides long. The record is from RefSeq and is a predicted model, not a curated record. Lineage: Eukaryota; Viridiplantae; Streptophyta; Magnoliopsida; Poales; Poaceae.
GACCCACCUGUCAGUGAGAGUAGGGAAACCCUGUCGGUCCGUUGCCUCCGCCUCGUCCCUCCUCUCCAGCCGUUACUGUACUGCCCACUCUGCUCCGGCUCUCCCGCCGCAACACCCGCCGGCGCCGGACGCCGCCAUGCUGCCUCCCCACGUCGAAGACGACCACUUCGCGCGGACACCGCUCAUCGCCCGCCCCCUUCCUCUUCCUCGCCGGGCCGCCGCGAGGCUCCACCCGCUCCCUCUCCUCGUCGCCGCCGCGGCCUUCGCCACCUACUACCACCUCCUCGUCGCGCCCGCGCCGUCGUACUACCACUCCCUCUUCCUCUCCCUGGGUUCCAACGAGACCGCCGCCGCGCACCUGCGCGCGCUCACCGCCCGUCCCCACCUCGCGGGCACCGAGGCCAACGCCCUCGCCGCCGACCACGUCGUCUCGACGCUCUCCUCCCUCUGCUCCUUCCCCACCCGCGUCACGCCCUACUCCGUCCUCCUCUCCUACCCCGCCCACCGCUCCCUCUCCCUCUCCGCGCCAGGCCGCGCCGCCACCGCCUUCGCGCUGGUGCAGGACGCCUACGCCGGCGACCCCUACGCCGCGGCCUCGGCGGAGGCCGUCCCCACCUUCCUCGCGUACGCCGCGUCCGGCUCGGCCGCCGCCGAGGCCGUCUACGCCAACUACGGCCGCGCCGAGGACUACGCCUACCUCGCCUCCCGCGGCGUGAACGUCACGGGGAAGGUCGCAGUCGCGCGCUACGGCGAGGUGUUUCGUGGCGACAAAGUGAAAAACGCCCGUGUCGCUGGCGCCGCGGCGGCGCUCAUAUACACUGAUUUCAAGGACUACACGGCGCCGGGGAAGGCCUUUCCUGAUGGGCCGUGGAUGCCGCCGACCGGCGUGCAGGUCGGGAGCGCGUUCAAGGGGGUGGGGGACCCCACGACGCCGAUGUGGGCGUCGUCGGAAGGGUGCGAGCGCGUGAGCAUCGCGGAGGCGAUGGCCACGGACGACAUGCCCGGGAUACCGGCGCUGCCGGUGUCGGGGAGGGACGGGGAGGAGAUACUGCAGCUCAUCGGCGGAGAUGUCGCUCCAGAGGAUUGGCAAGGCGGCGAGGGCGCGCCGGUUUACCGUCUCGGACCCGGGCCGGCGGUGCUCAAUCUGACCUAUACAGGGAAUGAGACGAUGGCAACUAUUCAGAAUGUUAUUGCAGUGAUUGAGGGAAAAGAAGAACCUGAUAGGUAUGUUAUCCUUGGCAACCAUCGUGAUGCAUGGACAUUUGGGGCAGCUGACCCUAGCAGUGGAACGGCAGCCUUGCUUGAGCUCAAAGGUUCUCUAAGCUGCAAAGCAAGGGUUGGAGACCUCGACGGACCAUCAUCUUGUGUAACUGGGAUGCCGAAGAUGUGUAAUUCUGGACUUGACGUACUAGCCACUCCUCAACUUGAUGAGUUGCUUAAGCAAGCGAGUAAACAGGUUCAAAAUCCCGAUAACGGAACAGAAAGUCUGUAUGACAUGUGGAUGGCUUCUGACAGUUCUUUGAUUGGUAGGUUAGGAAGCGGAGGAUCAGAUCAUUUUGCCUUUGUUCAACAUAUUGGCAUUCCUUCAGUUAGUAUGUCUGUUGGGUCAGAUUAUGCUGUGUACCAUAGCCUGUACGAUGACUUCACAUGGAUGGAAAAGUAUGGAGAUCCCAUGUUCCGCAGGCAUGUCGCAGUGGCAAGCAUGUGGGGGCUUCUUGCGUUGAGGCUUUCAGAUGAUGAGAUCCUACCCUUCAACUACGGCUCUUAUGUUGCAGAGCUUGAGAAAGGUGCCGUGGGUAUAAACAAGAGUGUACUAGGAAUGCCUGUCAGCUUAUCUCCCCUCCAAAAGUCAAUCAAAGAGUUCGACAAGGCAGUUCUAAAAGUGGAUUCUGAACUUAAGGCUCUACAAACGUGGAAUGUUUGGUCGCCUUGGAGAAACAAUCCAUUGAGAGUAAGAGAUCUCAAUGACCGGUUGAUGAUGACCGAACGGGCGUUCACAGAGCGGGAAGGACAGUCCGGGAGACCUUGGCGCAAACACAUGAUUUAUGGACCUUCACUGCACAACGAUUAUGGGGCGGAAGUCUAUCCGGGUGUUGAUGAUGCCAUCCAGACAGCGAAGAGAACAAAUACUUCGUUGUCCUGGCAGUCUGUACAACAUGAGAUUCACAGGAUUGCUAGAGUCAUCAGCCAGGCGGCGUUAGUCCUAAGUGGAGGUUUAACAUGAAUCCUUCUGCUGUCCUGAUUCAUUUAAAGACCAAGUUUGUAAAAAUAAGGUUGUGGACAACCCUGGCGAGAUGGAUACUGAAUAACAAUGUCUGUGUCUGUAUUGAUUCACCAAGGUACAAUGAUUACAAUGUAUAUAGAA